AUGGGGGAUAGGUCAGGGAACAUUCGUUGGUGGGAUGUGAAAACUGGGCAGUCUUCCUCGUUCAACACUCACAGGGAAGGAAUUCGUAGAAUAAAGUCCUCACCUGUUGUUGCUGAAGACAGUAGCCGUGGACGUAUUGCUGUAUUAUUUUAUGACAACACAUUUGCUGUAUAUGAUCUUGAUUCACCCGAUCCUCGCUUUUACAACCUCAAUUUCCUGGAACCCUUGUAUUGGAGCUCGAUUGGUUGCCAUUGCAAUCGGGGAAGAAUGAUCCACUGGUAUUGUGCAUUGCUGGAGCUGAUAGUAGCUUUCGCCUUGUUGAGAAGUGACAAAAGAAUUGGCAUUGGAUCCCAGCCUAGAUCUACGAAGGAGAAAUUCCGGCCAAUGCCUUUAUGUUCUCCCAUAUUGCUUCCUACACCACAUGCCUUGGCAUUGCGGAUGAUCUUGCAAUUGGGUGUGAAGCCCUCGUGGUUCAAUACGCACAAUAUAAGUAUGGAUAAGGAGCAUUACCAAACUCCAGUAACUACUUCAUCAACAGGAGAUCUUCAGGGCUAUAUGAUUCAUUCACCACCUAUUGGUGACUCUGUGGUGCCAGAGUUGCUCCUUAAGAUAUUAGAGCCUUAUCGAAAAGAAGAAGAGUUGUGGGAAAGUGCUAGAGAGCGUAUUCCAUGGCAUGAAAAGUUGAAGGGUGAAGUGGCUGUUCAGAACCAUGUUCACGAUCAGCUGGUUGAUCCAGCAGGGUGUUGCAAAGGUGGACCGAACAUGUCCUCCAUGCUGAGCAUAACAUCUGGAGCUGGUGCAUUGCAAGAGGCAUUGACGGCACUUCGUGAGGCACAACAACUAGACACCGCUGCCAUGUUUAUUCUUGCUUAUCAUGAAAUCCGUGCUGAAUUCAUCUCCAGCUUGGAUUCAGAUGGAGAAUCAAGUCCUUCAAACAAGGAAAACUGCUUAUCUUGCCAGGGUUGA
This is a messenger RNA of Ilex paraguariensis (yerba mate), 966 nucleotides long. The record is from the annotation of a GenBank genome assembly. Lineage: Eukaryota; Viridiplantae; Streptophyta; Magnoliopsida; Aquifoliales; Aquifoliaceae.